CUAAUCAUUUCGUAGUUUGACACCGCGUGCCAUGGAAUUCUCAACCUCAAGCUCUAUUUAUAGUCUUCCACUCUCAGUCACUGACACGCUCGAUACGCACAAUUCCAUGCCUCCUGAGCUAGACUAAACGAAUCCAUCGAUCGAUCGCCGGCACGGCCGCGCGCAUGCUGGAUGGCGACGGUGAGGAAGCUGGUGGUGGAGGUGGUGGAGGCGCGGAACCUGCUGCCCAAGGACGGGACGGGGACGUCCAGCCCGUACGCGCGCGCCGACUUCGACGGGCAGCGCCGCAAGACGCGCACCGUGCCGCGGGACCUCAACCCGGCGUGGAACGAGCCGCUCGAGUUCAACUUCCCGGGCCCCGGAUCCGGCGGCGUCGACCCCGUCGCCGGCGAGCCGCUCGAGAUCGCCGUCUUCCACGACGUGCGCGUGGGGCCCAGCCGCCGGAACAACUUCCUCGGACGCGUCCGUCUCGACGCGCGCCAGUUCGUGCGCAAGGGCGAGGAGGCGCUCAUCUACUUCCCGCUCGAGAAGAAGAACUUCUUCAGCUGGGUCCGCGGCGACAUCGGCCUCAAGGUCUACUACCUCGACGAGCCCCUCGUGCCGCCGGAGCCUGAACCGACUGCCAACGAUCCUCCUGCAGCCGAUGCUGAGGCGGCGAAAGAUGUGCCGGCGCCCGCGGACCCACCGCCGGUGCAGACAGAGGAGCCGAGCCCGCCGGCAGAGGUGCCAGCAGCAGAGGCAGCACAAGGAGCACCACAGGGAGCUGGUGACGAAGCCAGCACAGAGAAGCCACCGGAAGCUGGCACGACAGCGCCGACUCCGGCGACGGAAGAUGCGCCUGUAAUGAGUUCGGAAGCGGUGCCAGCUGCGGACGGAGCGGCGUCGGAGAGCCCGCCGGAAGAAGAGGCCCCAGCGCCUCCACCGAUCCCGACGCCAAUGCCAAGGCAGGUGCCGGUGCCGCCGCGUGCAGCUCCGCCACCACCGGACGUGCCGAUGGAGCGAUCCAAGCACGACCUGGUGGACAAGAUGCCGUUCUUGUUCGUCAGGGUGGUCCGCGCGAGGGGCUUGCCGGCGAGGGCGCAGCCGCACGUGCGCGUGGCAGCCGGCGGCCGCCACGCGUGUACCAGGGAGGCGCGCCGGGGCGCCUUCUUCGAGUGGGACCAGACCUUCGCCUUCGCGCGCGACCCGAGCAUCGACUCGCCGGGCCCUACGCUGGAGGUCUCUGUGUGGGACCUCCCACCCGACGCCGACGUCUCCGUCGCCGACGACCGCAGCUUUCUUGGUGGGCUCUGCUUCGACACCGCCGACGUGCACGCGCGAGACCCGCCCGACGGGCCGCUCGCCACGCAGUGGUACAGGCUGGAAGGAGGGCGCCGCCUCGCCGGCGCUGAUCUGAUGGUUGCCACUUGGGCUGGCACACAGGCCGACGAGGCCUUCGCCGAGGCGUGGAAGGCGGACUCCCCGGCAUCGUCGUCGUCUUCAGCCGCCGCCGCUUCGCGCGCAAAGGUGUACGUCUCGCCCAAGCUCUGGCUCCUGCGCAUGACCGUCAUCGAGGCGCAGGACACGCUCACGGCGGCGCCGCCCCGCGAUGCCGGCAUCAAGGUGCGCGGUACCCUGGGGUUCCAGACCCUUAAGACCCGCACCACGGUGGUCACCCGCAACGGCGGGCCGGCGUGGAACGAGGACCUGGUGUUCGUGGCCGCCGAGCCGUUCAUCGACGACGACUGUUUCGUCAUCUCCCUCGAGGUGCGACACGGCAAGGAGGCCUUCCCCGUGGGCUCAGCGAGCAUCUCGCUCGCGUCCAUCGAGCGGCGCGUCGACGACCGGAAGGUGGCGUCCAAGUGGCUGGAUCUGCUUCCGUCCGACGAGGCCAUGAGGAAAGUGGGCAAGAGGACGGCCAUGCACAUGCACGGCGGCCGGCUGCACGUGCGCGUGUGCCUCGACGGUGGCUACCACGUCGCCGACGAGCCGCCGUACGCGAGCAGCGACUUCAGGCCGUCGGCGCGGCAGCUGUGGCGCCCGCCCGUCGGCGUCCUGGAGCUUGGCAUCGUGGGGUGCAAGGGCCUCCUGCCGAUGCGCACAGCCGAAGGCAAGGGGUGCACGGACGCCUACGCCGUGGCCAAGUACGGGCCGAAGUGGGCGCGCACACGCACCAUCUCCGACAGCUUCGACCCGGCGUGGAACGAGCAGUACACGUGGCCCGUGUACGACCCCUGCACCGUGCUCACCGUCGGCGUCUUCGACGACCCGCUGCCGUCGCUGCCGCCGGACGGCGGGAAGGACGGCGCGUGCUCGCGGCCGAUGGGGAAGGUGAGGAUGCGGCUGUCCACGCUGGAGAACGGCCGCGUGUACCGAGGCAUGUACCCGCUGAUCUUGAUGCUGCCCACCGGUGCGAAGAAGAUGGGCGACGUCGAGCUGGCCGUCCGCUUCGCCACGUCCGGGACGGCGCUUGACGUGCUCCACAUGUACGGCCAGCCGUCCCUGCCGGCGAUGCACCACCUGCAGCCUAUCCCGGCCAUGAGCCGCGAGACGCUGCGGCUGGCUGCUGCGCGCAUCUCGUCGGCGCACCUGGCGCGUGCCGAGCCGCCGCUGCGGCGGGAAGUGUCUAUGUGGAUGCUGGACGCGGCGGAGCCCCGCGGGUUCAGCAUGCGGAAGCUGCGCGCCAACUGGAACCGCGCCGUGGCGGCGCUCUCGUGGGUGGCCGACGCGGCGCGGUGGGCGGAGGACACCCGGUCGUGGCGGAACCCGACGGCGACGAUGAUGGCCCACGCCGUGCUGGUGCUCCUCGCGUGGCACCCGGACCUCGUCGUGCCGACGCUCACGCUCCACGUCGCUGCCGUCGGCGUGUGGAAGUACCGGCGCAGGCCGCGCGCCCCAGCGCCGCACCCGUGCGUGCGCGCGUCCAUGGCGGAGACGCCGGACAGGGAGGAGCUGGACGAGGAGUUCGACACGAUACCGAGCGCGAGGCCGCCGGAGGUUGUCCGCGCGCGGUACGACCGCGCCAGGAUGGUCGGCGCGCGGCUGCAGGCCAUGGUCGGCGAUGUGGCGACCCAGGCGGAGAGACUGCAGGCGCUCGUGUCGUGGCGAGACCCGCGAGCAACCGGGAUGUUCGUGGUGCUCUGCGUCGUCGUUGCCAUCGUGCUGUACAUGGUGCCCAUGAAGGUGGUGGCCGUGGUCGCCGGGUUCUACUACCUCCGGCAUCCCAUGUUCCGGGACCGGAUGCCGGCACCGGUGAUCAACUUCUUCCGGCGGCUGCCUUCUAUGUCUGAACGUAUCAUGUAGGAUGGAUCCCACGAGCAGUGUCAGUGCGGCAUGAGUAUGGUCAUGCAUACUGUUCUCAGGGCAGGCGCCAUGGACUGCAGCUCCGAGUUUGCAUAUUGUCGUAGCAAUUUCUAAUUUCUAUGCUAGAACAAUAAAAUUUGUUACUACUACAGCAUCGUUUAGUAUGAAACACAUGUCAGCCUCGCUUCAAGCCAGUUGUGAUGAUUCUAUUUAAAUUACGGUUCAUCUUGCAGUG
Messenger RNA from Lolium perenne, 3517 nucleotides. RefSeq names its product multiple C2 domain and transmembrane region protein 16. The record is from RefSeq and is a predicted model, not a curated record. Lineage: Eukaryota; Viridiplantae; Streptophyta; Magnoliopsida; Poales; Poaceae.